AGGAGCCUUGGUUUUACACUGCUCGUUUUAAGGAUGCUGAAAUUAUGCUCGCUAUGUGAAACAUUCACAGUGGUACCGUGCAACUGCUGUUACAUAGAUUGAUUGCGGAGGAUCUCAUUGCUUCCUCCUUAUGUCACAUGUACUGUGUGUAUUCCUUUUGUGGCGCCGGAGCAGCUGAAGGGUGGCUGGAACAAAACAAUAGACCGAAAUGCAGAGCUGUUCUUUGUAGCCAGCUAAUAACACGGACGGAAACCCACGACUGGAAAACGAACAGCUGCGACCGCGAACACAAGAAUAUGGAGGUGAUCGUGCACUGAUAUUGUCACAGACUGGAUUUACUUGGUGUUAAAAUAUCCUGAAAUAAACUGGGAGAAAAUAUGAAUUCCGCUGAAGCAGCCGAGGAAGGACCUAACGAUUCAGAUACGGACGCGUUUUUCAAAACAGGGUCCUUCAGAAACGACGGGAUUAAGGCGGCUGACGUGUUGCCCGUGCUGAAAGAGAAAGUGGCCUUUGUGUCAGGGGGCCGUGAUAAAAGAGGCGGACCGAUCUUGACCUUCCCGGCCAGAAGUAACCAUGACAGAAUAAAGCAGGAGGACUUGAGAAGACUGGUGACGUACUUGUCUACUGUACCCAGCGAGGAUGUUUGCAAGCGAGGAUUUACUGUAAUCAUUGAUAUGCGCGGUUCCAAGUGGGACCUUAUCAAGCCCUUACUGAAGACACUGCAAGAAGCUUUCCCUGCGGAGAUCUGUGUCGCCCUCAUCAUCAAACCUGACACCUUCUGGCAGAAGCAGAAGACCAACUUUGGCAGUGCCAAGUUCACCUUUGAGACUAGUAUGGUGUCAGUGGAGGGGCUGACCAAACUGGUAGACCCGUCGCAGCUGACGGACGACUUCGAGGGCUCCCUGGAGUACAACCACGAGGAGUGGAUGGACCUGCGCGUCUCCCUGGAGGAGUUCAUCGGCAGCGCCGCGCACCUCCUCUCGCGCCUGGAGGACCUGCAGGAGAUGCUGGCCAAGAAGGAGUUCCCGGUGGACGUGGAGGGCUCGCGGCGACUCAUCGACGAGCACACGCAGCUGAAGAAGAAGGUGAUGAAGGCUCCGGUGGAGGAGCUGGACCGAGAGGGCCAGAGGCUGCUGCAGUGCAUCCGCAGCUCGGACGGCUUCUCCGGCCGCAACUGCAUCUCGGGCAGCGCCGACUUCCAGAGCGUGGUGCCCAAGAUCGCCAGCCUGCUGGACAAGCUGCACUCCACCCGCCAGCACCUGCACCAGAUGUGGCACGUGCGCAAGCUCAAGCUGGACCAGUGCUUCCAGCUGAGGCUGUACGAGCAGGACGCCGAGAAGAUGUUUGACUGGAUCAGUCACAACAAGGAGCUGUUUCUGCAGAGCCACACGGAGAUCGGUGUCAGCUACCAGCACGCGGUGGACCUCCAAACGCAACACAACCACUUUGCCAUGAACUCUAUGAACGCCUACGUGAACAUCAACCGCAUCAUGUCCGUGGCCACGCGGCUGUCAGAAGCCGGGCACUACGCCUCUCAGCAGAUCAAGCAGAUCUCCGCCCAGCUGGACCAGGAGUGGAAGAGCUUCGCCGCCGCCCUGGACGAGCGGAGCACCAUCCUCGCCAUGUCCGCCGUCUUCCACCAGAAGGCCGAGCAGUUCCUGUCGGGCGUGGAGUCGUGGUGUAAGAUGUGCAGCGAGGGAGGGCUGCCCACAGAGAUGCAGGACCUGGAGCUGGCCAUACACCACCACCAGACGCUGUACGAGCAGGUGACCCAGGCCUACGCUGAGGUCAGUCAGGAUGGCAAAGCGCUGCUGGAUGUCCUGCAGCGGCCGCUAAGUCCGGGGAACUCGGAGUCGCUUACCGCCACGGCUAACUACUCCAAGGCGGUGCACUGCAUCUUGGAUGUGGUGCAUGAGGUUCUGCACCAUCAGAGGAGGCUGGAGAGCAUCUGGCAGCACCGCAAGGUCCGGCUACACCAGCGGCUCCAGCUGUGUGUGUUUCAGCAGGACGUCCAGCAGGUGAUGGACUGGAUAGAGAACCACGGCGAGGCCUUCCUCAGUAAGCACACAGGAGUGGGGAAGUCUCUGCACCGGGCGCGGGCGCUGCAGAAACGGCACGACGACUUCGAGGAGGUGGCCCAGAACACCUACACCAACGCGGAUAAACUGCUGGAGGCGGCGGAGCAGUUGGCUCAGACUGGGGAGUGCGACCCGGAGGAGAUCUACAAGGCCGCCCGCCACCUGGAGGUGCGCAUACAGGACUUUGUCCGGCGCGUGGAGCAGAGGAAGCUCCUGCUGGACAUGUCCGUGUCCUUCCACACGCACACCAAGGAGCUGUGGACCUGGAUGGAGGACCUUCAGAAGGAGCUUCUGGAGGAGGUGUGCUCUGACUCGGUCGACUCUGUGCAGGAGCUCAUCAAGCAGUUUCAGCAGCAGCAGACCGCCACGCUGGAGGCUACGCUCAACGUCAUUAAAGAGGGGGAGGACCUUAUCCAGCAGCUGAGGGACUCCGCCAUGUCCAGCAACAAGAUGCCCCACAACAGCUCCAUCGCGCACAUCGAGGGCGUCCUGCAGCAGCUGGACGAGGCCCAGGGCCAAAUGGAGGAGCUCUUUCACGAGCGCAAGAUCAAGCUGGACAUCUUCCUGCAGCUCCGCAUCUUUGAGCAGUACACCAUCGAGGUGACGGCGGAGCUGGACGCCUGGAAUGAGGACCUCCAGAGGCAGAUGAGUGACUUCAGCACGGAGGACCUGGCUCUGGCCGAACAGCGUCUGCAGAGGCACCAGGAGCGCAAGCUGGCCAUGAACAACAUGACCUUCGAGGUCAUCCAGCAGGGCCAGGACCUGCACCAGUACAUCAUGGAGGUCCAGGCCUCCGGCAUUGAGCUGACGGGGGAGAAGGAGGUGGACCUGGCGACCCAGGUACAGGAGCUCUUGGAGUUCCUCCAUGAGAAGCAGCAUGAGCUGGACCUGAGCGCAGACCAGACCCACAAACGGCUGGAGCAGUGCCUGCAACUGCGCCACCUACAGGCCGAGGUCAAACAGGUGUUGGGGUGGAUCCGGAAUGGGGAGUCCAUGCUCAAUGCUAGCCUGGUGAACGCUAGCUCACUGUCGGAGGCUGAACAGCUGCAGAGGGAGCACGAGCAGUUCCAACUGGCCAUCGAGUCCCUGUUCCACGCUAACUCGCUGCAAAAGACGCACCAGAGCGCCCUGCAGGUCCAGCAGAAGGCCGAGGUCAUGCUCCAGGCUGGACACUACGACCCGGACGCCAUCCGGGGCUGCGCAGAGAAGGUGGCUCUGCACUGGCAGCAGCUCAUGCUCAAGAUGGAGGACCGCCUCAAGCUGGUCAACGCCUCUGUGGCCUUCUACAAGACCUCCGAGCAGGUUUGCAGUGUGCUGGAGAGCUUGGAACAGGAGUACAGGAGAGAUGAGGACUGGUGUGGGGGCCACGACAAACUGGGAGCCACCGCUGAGACCGACCACGUCAUCCCCCUCAUCAGCAAACACCUGGAGCAGAAAGAGGCCUUCCUCAAGGCCUGCACGCUGGCCAGGAGGAACGCUGAGGUGUUUCUCAAGUACAUCCACCGGAACAACGUGGGCAUCCCCGGAGCGGCCAGCCACACCCGCGGGCCCGAGCAGCAGGUCAAAGCCAUCUUGAACGAGCUGCUCCAGAGGGAGAACCGGGUGCUGCACUUCUGGACCAUGAAGAAGAGGAGGCUGGACCAGUGCCAGCAAUACGUGGUGUUUGAGCGCAGUGCCAAACAGGCCUUAGACUGGAUCCAGGAAGCAGGAGAAUAUUACCUCUCUACUCACACCUCCCCCGGGGAGACCAGCGAGAAAACUCAGGAACUGCUCAAGGAGUACGAAGAAUUCCGAGUCUCCGCCAAGCAAACCAAGGAGAAGGUGAAGCUUCUCAUCCAGCUGGCCGACAGCUUCGUGGAGAAGGGCCAUGUCCACGUCACCGAGCUGAAGAAGUGGGUCACCACGGUGGAUAAGCGCUACCGGGACUUCUCCCUGAGGAUGGGGAAGUACCGCUCCAGCCUGGAGAAAUCUCUGGGGAUCUCUUCUGAGGAUAAUAAAGACUUGGAGCUGGACAUCAUUCCAGCCAGCCUGACCGAUCCAGAGGUCAAACUGCGUGACCCCAACCACGAGGUCAACGAGGAGAAGAGGAAAUCCGCCCGGAAAAAAGAGUUUAUAAUGGCUGAACUCCUGCAGACUGAGAAGGCGUAUGUCAGAGACCUUCAGGAAUGCUUGGAGACCUACCUGUGGGAGAUGACAAGCGGGGUGGAGGAGAUCCCGCCAGGAAUCGUCAACAAGGAGCACAUCAUCUUCGGAAACAUCCAGGAGAUUUAUGAUUUUCAUAACAACGUUUUCCUUAAAGAGUUGGUGAAUUACGAACAGCUUCCUGAGGACGUGGGACACUGUUUCGUCACAUGGGCUGAUAAAUUCCAAAUGUAUGUCACAUACUGCACGAACAAACCAGAUUCUAGCCAGCUGAUCUUGGAGCAUGCCGGAAGCUUCUUUGAUGAAAUUCAACAAAGACACGGCCUGGCCAACUCCAUCUCCUCCUACCUGAUCAAACCAGUGCAGAGGAUCACCAAGUACCAGCUCCUCCUUAAGGAGCUGCUCACGUGCUGCGAGGAGGGGAAGGGCGAGAUUAAGGAUGGCCUGGAGGUCAUGUUGAGCGUCCCGAAGAGGGCCAACGACGCCAUGCACGUCAGCAUGCUGGAGGGCUUCGACGAGAACCUGGACGUCCAGGGAGAGCUUAUCCUGCAGGACACCUUCCAGGUGUGGGAUCCCAAAACCCUGAUCCGGAAGGGCCGGGACCGCCACCUCUUCCUGUUCGAGAUCUCGCUGGUCUUCAGCAAGGAGAUCAAGGACUCGGCAGGGCGCACCAAAUACGUCUACAAGAACAAGCUGCAGGCCGCAGAGCUGGGUGUGACGGAGCACAUCGAAGGGGACCCCUGUAAGUUCGCUCUCUGGGCGGGAAGGACCCCCUCCUCCGACAACAAGACCGUCCUGAAGGCAUCAAACAUCGAGGUGAAACAGGAGUGGAUCAAAAACAUCCGUGAGGUGAUCCAGGAGAGGAUUAUUCACCUGAAGGGGGCGCUAAAGGAGCCCAUCCACAUGCCCAAGACACCCGCCAAGCAACGCAACAACAGCAAGAGGGACACUGGAGACGACGCAGACAGUCAGGGUGAUGGCAGCAGCCAACCAGACACCAUUUCUAUCGCCUCCAGGACCUCCCAAAACACGGUGGACAGUGAUAAGCUCUCCGGGGGCUGCGAGCUCACCGUGGUGCUCCAGGACUUCUCGGCCGGCAGCAGCGGGGAGCUCAGCAUCCAGACGGGCCAGACGGUGGAGCUCCUGGAGAGGCCCAGCGACCGGCCUGGCUGGUGUCUGGUGCGCACCACCGACCGCACCCCCCCCCAGGAGGGCCUGGUUCCCAGCAGCACCCUCUGCAUCUCGCACUCCCGCAGCAGCGUGGAGAUGGAGAGCUUUUUCCCCGCAGGCAAAGAGAACUACUCGGUCAGUGGUCCGGAUGGGAAGACCGACUCCGUGGCCACCCUCCAGCCUCAGACCUCCAUGAGCUCCAUCCAGACCAGCUCGCCGGGGCCCAAACGCUCGGGGAACACCCUGAAGAAGUGGCUCACCAGCCCCCUGCGUCGCCCCAGCCACGGCAAGGCCGACAGCGGCGUGAAGAAGAUCCCCAGCAAGACCAAGAAGAGGGACGGCCGCAAGAGCAUCGACAUGCUCAACGAGAACGAGGGGGCGCCGCAGGACGAGAGCGCGGACGAGCGGGGCAGGAAAGAGGGCCCUCUGUACAAGUCAUCGUCCGGGAUGCAGAGCGGAGGAGAGGAGGAGCCUGAAGACGAAUCUCACACCCCCCUCCCUCCCCCCAUGGAGAUCAUCAAGGACCCCUCCGCCCAGGACGAGAAGUCGUCCUCAUUGCUUUCCGCGCGUCAGGGUGCGGCUGAUGUCCCCAGCGCGGCGGAACUUGUCAGUGCAAUAGAAAAAUUGGUCAAAACUAAGAUGACGCUGGAUCCGGGGCUGUACCCCAGCAUCAGCGGGGUGACCCCAGCGGAGCAGCCUGCCCCUCAGCCCAAAAACCCUGAGAUGGAGCAGCGGGCCAAAGCCCUGCGGGGACGCAUGUUUGUCCUCAAUGAGCUGGUUCAGACAGAGAAGGACUAUGUGAAGGAUUUGGGGACUGUGGUUGAGGGGUUUAUCAAGCACAUGGAAGAAAAGGGGGUUCCUGAAGACAUGAAAGGAAAAGACAAGAUUGUUUUCGGGAACAUCCAUCAGAUCUAUGACUGGCACAGAGAGUUCUACCUCGGCGAGCUGGAGAAAUGCCUUCAAGACCAAGAACUGCUGGCGCAGCUGUUCAUAAAACACGAGAGGCGGUUGCACAUGUAUGUGGUUUACUGUCAGAACAAGCCCAGGUCUGAGUUUAUCGUCGCUGAAUACGACUCAUACUUUCAGGAGGUGCAGCAAGAGAUAAACUCAAGACUAUCUAUUAGUGACUUUCUCAUUAAGCCAAUCCAGAGAAUAACCAAGUACCAGCUGCUUCUGAAGGACUUCUUGAAGUACAGUUCAAAAGCUGGCGUUGACUGUCAGGAAAUUGAGAAAGCAGUAGAUUUAAUGUUCCUGGUUCCCAAGCGAUGCAAUGACAUGAUGAACUUGGGGCGACUGCAAGGCUAUGAGGGGAAGCUCACCAGCCAGGGCAAGCUGCUGCAGCAGGACACCUUCUUCGUGACGGAGCAGGAUUCGGGCGUCCUGUCCCGCAGCAAGGAGCGGCGGGUGUUCCUGUUCGAGCAGAUCGUCAUCUUCAGCGAGCUCCUCCGCAAGGGCUCGUCCACGCCCGGCUACCAGUUCAAGAAGAGCAUCAAGGUGAGCUUCUUGAGUAUAGACUCAAAUGUGGACAACGACCCCUGCAAGUUCAUCCUCUUCUGUCGAGGUUCGUCGGAGCGUUUCACCCUUCAGGCAGCCAAUCAGGAGAUAAAGCGGGUCUGGAUCCAGCAAAUUAACGACCUGCUGGACGCCCAGAGCGACUUCCUGUCAGCCCUACAGUCUCCCAUAGAGUACCAGAAGAAGGAGGGGGGCGGCUCUCACUCCCUCACCCGAAUCCCGUCGGGCAGCGGGCGGUCCGGUCAGCCCAACAGCAGGCCCCACUCCUCCACCUCGGUGGGGGCCGAGAAGCCCCCCAUCUCAGGCCGCUCCUCCACGCCUCUCAAGCAAUCUACCUCUAACGGCAGCCCCUGCUACGAGCCUCAGAAACAGGGCGAGCGCAUCGAGUCUGGCAGGCACGACGGGGCCGGAUGUAACGGGAUGUCCUCCACCAUGAUGGUGACCCAGGACUACAGCGCACUGAAGGAGAACGAGAUCUGCGUCAUCCAGGGAGAGAUGGUGCAGAUCCUGGCCACCAACCAGCAGAACAUGUACCUGGUGUACCGGCCUGCCAACAGCCACUCCCCCGCUGCCGAGGGCUGGCUGCCGGGGGACAUCCUGGGGCCGCUCAGUAAAACGCUCUUAGACAAUGCUGACGGCAGCAUCAAGAAAUCUCUCUCGUGGCACACCCUGCGCGUGAGAAAGCGAGCAGAGAAGGAAGGCGCUAGCAAAAGUGAUGCAAAAGUCGAGAACGGACUGCGUAAGCCCAAGGAGGUUUUGACCACCAAGGUCACUGUUAAAGAGUCUCACAGCUCAGAGGAGUCAGAUUGUGAUGAGCUAGACCCCAAAACUAGCAUGGAGUUACUGAAUCCAAAUUUUAUACAAGAAGUGGCCCCGGAGUUCCUGAUUCCUCUUGCUGAUGUGACGUGCGCAUUUGGAGAGACUGUUGUCUUGUGUUGCAAAGUCUGCGGACGUCCAAAGCCGAACAUCACACUGAAGGGACCAGAUCAAAGCCUGGUCGUCAACAACAGUCGUUUCACCAUAAACAUCAGGGAAACAGGGGAUAUUCUGCUGAAGAUAUGCAACCUGAUGCCCCAGGACACGGGCAUCUACACCUGCGUGGCGAUUAACGACCACGGAACUGCCUCCUCCUCGGCCUCCAUUAAGGUGCAAGGUAUCCCAGCAGCCCCGGCGAGGCCGGUAGCUCAGGAGGCUAGCAGCACGGCCGUGAUUGUGCACUGGCUCCCCCCGGCCAGCUCGGGGAACUGCGCCGUGUCCAGCUACACUGUGGAGUACCGGCAGGAAGACUCCCUGGUGUGGCAGCAGUCGGUAGUGGUCACUACAGGGGAUAUGUGUGUGAAAAUCGAGGAACUCAUUCCAGGAGGGCAUUAUCAGUUCCGGGUCAGCGCCAGCAACCCCUGGGGGGUCAGCCCGCCCAGCGAACCCUCCAACAUGGUGACCUUGCCAAGCGGGAAUUCAUAUGACGGGACGGGUAUUCAGUGGAAAGACAACUUUGAAGCAACUUUCACUGAAGUCAGCGAGAUCGGAAGGGGCAGGUUCGCCGUGGUGAAGAAGUGCCUGAACAAGGUGUCCAAGAAGGAGGUGGCGGUGAAGUGCAUCGCCAAGAAGAUGCAGAAGAAGGAGCAGGUGGCUCACGAGGCGGACAUCCUGCGUCACGUCCAGCACCCGCAGCUACCGCAGCUCCUCGAUACCUACGAGUCGCCCGCCUCCUUCCUGUUGGUUCUGGAGCUCCUGGAAGACGGGCGGUUGCUGGACUACCUGGUGGCCCACGAUGAGCUGAUGGAGGAGAAGGUGGCCUUCUAUGUGAAAGACACCCUGGAGGCCCUCAGCCACCUCCACACCUGUAAAGUAGCACACCUGGACGUAAAGCCGGAGAACCUUCUGGUGAACCUCCAUGUCCCUGUCCCGUGUGUGAAGCUCAUCGAUUUCGGAGAUGCGGUCCAGGUGUCGGGCCACCGCUAUGUGCACCUUCUUUUGGGGAACCCGGAGUUUGCGGCCCCGGAGCUGAUCCAGGGGGCCCCGGUGUCCCUGAGCACGGACGUGUGGAGCGUGGGGGUACUGGCCUACGUCAUGCUGAGCGGGGUCUCCCCCUUCCUGGACGAGAGCCUGGAGGAGACCUGCGUCAACAUCUGCCGGUGCGACUUCUGCUUCCCCGACGACUACUUCCUGGGGGUAAGCCAGGCGGCGCGAGACUUCAUCGGCUCGGCCCUCCAGGAGGACCCCCGAAAACGGCCGGGGGCGGCCUCCUGCCUGCAGCACCCCUGGGUGAGCGCCCACAGCGGGGAGCACUCCAAGAGCCCUCUGGACACGGGGCGGCUGGCCUCCUUCAUCGAGAGGAGGAGGCAGCUGAACGACGUCAGACCCGUCACCAACAUCAAGGGCCUGGUGACCAGCAGCAUGGGACACACCCUGUGAGGACUGGGCUGAGGGGUCAUGCGCUGGCCCACUUCCCAACCGUCCCGAAUUUUGAGAAAAACGGGGACGGGGGGGGAUCCUUCACUCCAUCCGGACCAGGGGUAGGCCACCCCAGGUUUAGGUUCAUGGGUUUGAGCCAGGUGUUGAUAUGGAAGUG
Conger conger (European conger) is the source of this 9474-nucleotide messenger RNA. It is a transcript of the gene kalrna, whose product is annotated as kalirin RhoGEF kinase a. The coding region runs from base 378 to 9317 and encodes 2979 amino acids. Gene Ontology annotation, molecular function: protein binding; protein kinase activity; guanyl-nucleotide exchange factor activity. The transcript has 60 exons. Gene Ontology annotation, biological process: protein phosphorylation. Gene Ontology annotation, cellular component: cytoplasm. The record is from RefSeq and is a predicted model, not a curated record. NCBI's taxonomy places the organism in Eukaryota, Metazoa, Chordata, Actinopteri, Anguilliformes, Congridae.